Molecule: messenger RNA, 1407 nt
Organism: Lentinula edodes (shiitake mushroom)
Lineage: Eukaryota; Fungi; Basidiomycota; Agaricomycetes; Agaricales; Omphalotaceae
Exons: 8
Coding region: 182-1210 (342 amino acids)
Source: RefSeq, a predicted model, not a curated record
UGCGGAUGAGUAUUUUGCACUGGGUCAAAUUUGUAUCUUGAGCACAGGAUGUCAAAAUUUCGAAGAGCCCAGUUCAAGCCUUGUCAGUUAAUAUUCAAGUUCCGGACCUUUUUAAAGCGACACAUCGAUACGUACGCCGCUCGACAUAUCCCUCAGCUAAACAUCGGCAUAACUGCAGCGAAUGUCUUCGAACGACUUUGACUAUAGCCUUUGGGCUAGAAACAACUAUCAUGGUAUAUGUGGCUUGAUUGCUGAGAGCGCACUCUAUGGCAUAUAUGCGGUCCUUAUUAUUUAUGCCAUCAGAAAUCUUUGGUUCGCCGAGGACUCCAGUCGAACGAAAGCCCGAGUUAUAACUCUACUCUCUCUUCUUAUCAUGUUCACAAUAUCCACGACACUUUGGGCACUGGAUAUCACCGAUUUCCUCAGAGGCUUGCACAAGAUUCUCAUUCUCACCGAUGGGACGACUACCCAGAGAAAUGCGGACUAUUUAAUCGAGCUCAAUCCCAGAGUCAUUGUUCAAACGACGCUCUUUUCCAUAGAGUACCUUAUUGGUGAUGGCGUCGUAGUGUGGCGUGCAUGCGCACUGUGGGGGUAUAGCAAGAAAAUCAUGUUCCUUCCAAUCCUGUUGCUGAGUGCAGCGGCUAUCCUAAUAACGUUUUUUGUUGGUUGUUUGGGGGUUCAUGAUUGGACGUAUAUCGCCGGAGAACCAGAAACUUGCUAUGACAGCUACAUUAGCAUCUUCUUUCUAUCAAUCGCCACUAACCUGCUGGCCACAAGUUUGAUUGCGACAAAAGCAUGGAUGCAUCAUCGCCUUCUGCUAAGUGCUUCGGUGGAGAAAACGACUAGGGUUUUGAAAGUCUUGAUUCUUCUGGUCGAAUCUGGAUUCAUCUAUCUUCUCAUAUGGGCCGCGAAGAGCAUGAGUGUAUUUGGGGACCUCAGCUCAACGGUGAAUGGUCAAUUUGCUGUCAGCAUGUUGAAUUCAAUGGGAAACCAGAUUGUGGGGUUGUAUCCAACGCUCUUAGUAGUGUUAGUACACAUGCAACACACAGCAAUCAAUGUAGACCUGGAGAGCUUUCCAAAUUGGGUCCCGGACAUGAGCGAUCACGAUAAACGUGCCGCAGAAGAAGGGCUUAUAUUCUCAAAUCCUUCUGACACUUCGACCACUAUGGGUUGGCCCAUCAAUCUGACGUUGUCGAAUGGACCGCACUAACAAUCUUAAAAGCUAACCAUUUGUUCCCCUCCGAUCUCACAAUAUAAUGAGGGUAAAUAUCUCUAUCAUGGACUAUCACGACACACAUAUGUUGUACAGUAUCUGAACUCUCAAAAAUGCUUGUGUUGGAAAAAUCACGAUAUGACACGAUAUAGCUAUUAGUACUCCUACAAUAGUCGCUGCAGCAAUUAAUUUGA